Trachemys scripta elegans is the source of this 2958-nucleotide messenger RNA. RefSeq names its product cell division cycle 7 (gene CDC7). Gene Ontology annotation, biological process: mitotic DNA damage checkpoint signaling; protein phosphorylation. Gene Ontology annotation, molecular function: protein serine/threonine kinase activity; ATP binding. Lineage: Eukaryota; Metazoa; Chordata; Testudines; Emydidae. Gene Ontology annotation, cellular component: nucleus. The record is from RefSeq and is a predicted model, not a curated record. The transcript has 11 exons. Bases 60 to 1820 code for a protein of 586 amino acids.
CCCUUUCUGUGGUGCUGUCCUCUUUUUUAAUAUUUUAAGCCAGAUGCCUUAAGUGAUAUAUGUAUUAUUUUCCUUUCAGUACAAAAUUUCUCUCUUUGAUAGACUGCUUUUGUCUCAGGGCCCCAACACUGCUGUCUGCUGGGGGCACCAUAACCGCUUCACUCUUCCUGCUGGGACUUCAGCACACCUCAGUCGGUCCUGUUGGAGUUGCGGGAGUAAAAAUAGAUAUUGAAAAACUUUAUGAAGCAGUGCCACAGCUUGUAAAUGUGUUCAAAAUUAAGGAAAAAAUUGGAGAAGGUACUUUUAGUUCAGUUUAUUUGGCCACAGCCCAGCUACAAGCAGGAUGUGAGGAAAAAAUGGCUUUGAAACACCUAAUUCCAACUAGUCAUCCUCUACGAAUUGCUGCUGAACUUCAGUGCCUUACAAUAGCAGGGGGGCAGGAUAACGUUAUGGGAGUUAAAUAUUGCUUUAGAAAAAAUGAUCAUGUAGUUAUCGUUAUGCCAUAUCUGGAACAUGAAUCCUUUUUGGAUGUUUUGAACUCUCUCUCUUUUGAAGAAGUACGAGAAUACAUGUUUAAUCUGUUUAAAGCAUUGAGGCGCAUUCAUCACUUUGGUAUUGUUCACCGUGAUGUCAAGCCCAGUAACUUCCUGUACAACAGGCGGCUGAAAGAGUAUGCCCUAGUAGAUUUUGGUUUGGCACAAGGAACCCCUGAUACGAAAAUAGAACUACUCAGAGUUGUCCAGUGUGAAAGCCAACAGGAAAGUUGCUCACAAAAUAAGCCUCACCUAACCUUGGGAAACAGGGUUUCUGUCAAUGUUACAGCAUCUAGACAGAUAGCUCAACAGUCAGCCUCAAAAACAUCUGAUAAAUGGUGCUGCUCGCUUUCACAAAUGCAGAUUAAACAAGGAAAAGAAGGAAAGGAGGGGUCUGCGCACCAUUCUGUCCAACGCUCUGUCUUUGGAGAGAGAAAUUUUAAUAUUCAUAGCUCCACAUACCAUGAGAGCCCCACAAUAAAAGUCAUAAAGCAAUCAAAGGUGAUGGAUGUUGCAUCUAGAAAAUUAGCAACAAAGAAGAUUAUUUCUACAAAAGCAGUGAACAAUGGUGUAGCCAGGAAAGCUGCCAACAGUUGCACAGCUGUCUUGACCUGUGACUGUUAUGCAACAGAUAGAGUUUGCAGUGUUUGCCUUUCAAGACGUCAGCAAGUUGCUCCUAGGGCGGGUACACCAGGAUUCAGAGCACCAGAGGUGUUAACUAAGUGCCCUACUCAGACUACAGCAAUUGAUAUGUGGUCUGCAGGAAUCAUAUUCCUUUCUUUGCUCAGUGGACGGUAUCCAUUUUACAAAGCAAGUGAUGAUUUAACUGCUUUGGCACAAAUCAUGACUAUUCGCGGAUCCAGAGAAACUACUCAGGCUGCUAAAACGUUUGGCAAAUCAAUACUGUGUACUAAAGAAGUCCCAGCACAGGAUUUAAGAACACUCUGUGAAAGACUGAGAGGAACAAAUAGCAGCUGUGCUAAAUCAACAAGCGAUGUGCACACCAACUCUUUAUAUGAACCUGCUUUGGCAAUUGACACAGACAAAAAGGUGGAGUUUACUCCCCAACCACCUGGGGAAAAAAUCCAGCAUCUGAAGAACUGUCAUGAAGGUAACAAUGGCUUGGAAAUUAAGAUAACAGAAAAGGCAACUGAUUUGAAAGGAUGGGACAGAGUUCCUGAUGAGGCUUAUGAUCUACUUGAUAAGCUACUGGAUCUAAACCCAGCUACAAGAAUAACUGCAAAAGAGGCUUUGCUGCAUCAUUUUUUUAAAGAUAUCAGACAGUGAGAAGACACCUGAUUCCAUUAUUUCCUUGAUCUUUGCUUCACAUGAAAAUAUCAUACAAUAUAGUUGAAUUUCAGAUGCUCACUUUGAGUGUAUUUAUCUUCAUGGCAUGUAGUGAUCUGCUUUUCUUGUACUGUGUGGAAGAGGUUUCUGAAAAAUUGCCAGAAAUAUGUUUCUGGUGGAGGAAGGUUGGCAUCAUGGAUUGGUAGUAGAAUACAGAGCAUUUCACCUUUUUAAAUCACAAUUUCAAGUCAAUUUCUUGUUACUAGUGAUGGAAACAUCUUCUGAUGGCUGUUCAGUGGCCUAUGUGAAGUGAAUUUAUGGUUGUAGUCCAACUGUAGAAGACAAGUGUUCACAUUACCAAAACCCUUCCUUGCUGACACUCAGAUACCAAAUACUGAAUAAGCAAGACAAGUGACAUACUUUCACACACACCCCAGGUUAUUGCUGAAGCUCAUUGCUGAGGUGUGGGAAAGGUAGCUGUCUGUACUGUACCUGUUCUAUGAGGAAAAGAAGGAUGUAGUCCAAGGCUGUCAAUAAUAAGUUUCACAAGCACUAAGUUGACUUAUUUGUUUUUAAAUCUUCUAGUAAAAUUUAAAAUCUUUCCUAUAAAAUAGAAUACACAAAUGUAUGUUAAGUGUGGUUAUAAUAUGAGGAAAUGGAGUGUGACUUUUGGUUAACAUACAACGUUUAGUAUUCUGUCCACAUGCAUACAUCCCUUUCUUUUCUCCUUGUGAUCCACUUACUGUCCAGCUUGUUGUACUUUUAGUAUUGGACAGCCUAGCUACAUUGCCACUGGCCACAAAUAGUCUAUCCAAGUCAUCCCCGGAGAAUACCUUUUUAUUUUUUUUAUUUUUAAAUUAACUGCUAAUCUAGGGGUCAGGUAUUGUUUUGACUGUGUAACCUCCGUAAGGGCAAGUGUUCCAAGAAGUAUACCUUCCCCACCCCACUUGGGCAGUGGAGAUUAGCACAAUUGCUCUUAUUGUGCACAACCUGUACUUUCUCAACUAACGUAACAUGGGUAACUGUCAAUGCCCACCUCACUGAGUAGCUCAUUUGGCAUGUAUGCAUAUCAGUAUGACUGUUUUGGAAACUUGUAUUUUCACAAACUGUCCAUUAAAUAAAAGUUUUGCUUUUAUAA